Messenger RNA from Dictyostelium discoideum AX4, 981 nucleotides. RefSeq lists its product as hypothetical. NCBI's taxonomy places the organism in Eukaryota, Evosea, Eumycetozoa, Dictyosteliales, Dictyosteliaceae. The transcript has 2 exons. Bases 1 to 981 code for a protein of 326 amino acids. The record is from RefSeq and is a predicted model, not a curated record.
AUGAAAUCAAAUAAAACCAUUUUUUUAAUUUUAUUAUUUUUAAUAAAUUUUAAUUCAAUUUAUUCAUUCAAUUUUAAAAAAGAAAUUAAAAUAUCAAAUGAUAAAAUAAAUUUACCAACUUAUAACCCAUGGAUAUUUCAAGAUAGAUUUAAUUUAUAUUCAAUUUUAAUCAAUUCAACCAAUAUUCCAGUAUUUGGCGAAGAUAAUUCAAAUAAUUGUUUACAUGGUCUUCAAUUACAAUUUGAAUGGCAAAAUAGAUCAGGAAGAUUAGAAAUCAAUCAAGGACAUGUAAACACAAAAUCUUGGUGGGGUGAUAUGAAUUAUUAUUUAUCAAUUAUUCCAUAUUUAUCAGCUAUGAAAAUGGGGUUAGUACCAGUUGUUGAAAUUGUAAGUAUUAAUGAUCAAAGAUUUUGUUCGACCUAUGAAGAUUGUGAUCAAGAAGUAUUGAAUAAUUGGGAUAAUUUCUUUCAACAAAUUAUCAAUAUUAGAAACAAUGGUAGCGAAGGUGAUGAUCAACAACUUUUGAAAUUUAUGUGGACAGCUCAUAUUGGUAGUAUUGAUAAGGCAACAAAAUUAUUUACAGAUUCAUUAUUAUUAUUACCAAAAAAUGAAUUAAGAUUUGGAAAUGGUUGGGCACAUUUUGUUGAUGUUAUUGCAACUGUAAACUUUAACACCAACUAUUCAACAGUUUAUCAUUUAGGUCAACAAUUACCUCCAAUCAUGUUAAAUAGUAAUGAUACUCAUCCAUCCUCAAUAGAAUCAUUCACAAAAGAACAAAGAAAUGUAGUUUUAACAAUGUAUGAAAUUAAUGACCUCUCUUCCAAUAAUUUAGUUUGGAAUUCUUUUAUGUACCUUUUAAAGAAAAUGACAAAAAAUGAAAUUUGUAGAAAUUUAAUAAAUAAUGAAAUUAAUAUUUUCUUAAAUUCACCUGUUCCAACUAUUAUUGAAAUUUUAUUCGAUAUUUUAACAAAUAAUUGUUAA